GCGUGACAGAAACAUACAAAAACUAUCAGAUUUAUAGUAUUACUGCAAUGAGGAUACAAAUAAGGAAGGAUACAAUAUUUAUUGUACUAACCAACAUGAUAUUUGGCAUGUUUUCGCUCAGAUGCUUACUUGUGUGUAUUAAAAGUGAAUUCAGUGAAUAUAAUGUGGGCUGUUCUGAAGAUAAUAAUUGUCACUUUUCUUUCGUUGGAUUCGACUACUUGGGCUUUAGAAAUAUCACUGUUUAAAGCAGAUGGUACCUAUUUAAGAGAUUUUUAUGAUACGUAUCUGUUUCAUUUUUACAAGGAAGCCCACCUAAAAAUGAAUUUAAAUCUAAAGAAUUUGGCACCGGGAUUGGAUACUGAAUUUUUAACCAAUAAUUGGAAUAAAACUGUUCCCUAUCCACAAACAAAUCCCAUGAUAAACCAUUCUUUAAAACAUCACAGUACAUAUAAUGUUACGUUAAAAAUAUGCGCGAGAAAACCAGACUGCAUAUGGAAAACAAUUGUUAAAGGAAAACGAGUUAAAGAUUCAAUUCCAAUAUCAGGCGAAGAUGAUCUUUGUUUAAAACAAUACGCGUGCACCAUUGAGGUGGAUUUGUCAACCAUUACAACAGAAUAUAUAAAACAAGAAGCGAGAGUUUUGAGACCCACCGGUAUACCUAAACCUAACUCUAAUAGUACAGAAACAGUUAUCCCGGAUAGCCUUCAACCAAUGGAAUGUAGUAUCGGAAUUCAAACGUCUACUGUGAUAUACAUCGCAGUGGCAAUGAUAUGUCUUGUGAUAUUGCUUGCUAUAAUAUACGUGAAAAAACAUCGCCGGCAUAAUGCGCGCCGAGUACCACCCGUGAAUUUUCAAAAUAGUUCUUCUUCAAACCAAGUCCUGUAUGCUGAACUUAACCUGCCGCCCGCGCCGACAGACAAGCCACCAACGAGCACUUGUGAAGAAUCACCCUAUACGGAAAUAAUUGGGGUGUUGAAACCAAAGCCUGAGGUUUCAAAGAAAUAAAAGUUAUCG
Helicoverpa zea (corn earworm) is the source of this 1014-nucleotide messenger RNA. RefSeq lists its product as uncharacterized. The transcript is spliced from 7 exons. Bases 163 to 1005 code for a protein of 280 amino acids. NCBI's taxonomy places the organism in Eukaryota, Metazoa, Arthropoda, Insecta, Lepidoptera, Noctuidae. The record is from RefSeq and is a predicted model, not a curated record.